GGCCUACAUUCCUUCAGUUUGUAUUCGACUUUCGUAUUAUAAAGACAUACUUUCGUUAGAGUAAAAAUAAAAUUUUCGGUUUUCAACAAUUUUUCAGCCUUAUUUUUCAAGGCAUUUUUCUACUUCACACAAUUAACAUGAACUCUUCGGAAACCAUGGAUGAGAAAUCAAAAAUUAUAGCCCUAAGGGCGGUAAUGGAAGAAUCCUUGACCCCCGAAAACAGGCAUGUUACUCGCACAAGGAAGGUGGUAAAGAAUUCCGCCAGACCAAGCCUGGCGGAUAAGUACAAGCACGGCAUUGCCCAUCUGAAGGGAAGCUCUCUACCAAAACACAAGUUUUUAAAGAACAAGGGAAAACAUAAUCCGCAGCAAGCCGAAGAAGUGUGGGCCAAUACCCCGUGGUUCCAAGGAGCCCAAACCCAAAAAGCGGUUCCCCCAACCGAAGAUGCGAAGACCCUACAAGGAGCUCUUAACCAACCCGCGGUACCCCAAACGCAACAGUCGUGGUUUCAAGGGUUCCUUAACCAACCCGCGGUACCCCCAACCCAAGACUGGGUACCGCAACCCCGACACUCGUGGUUCCAGGGGGCCGGUAAUCAACCCGAGGGUCCCCGAACCCUAGACUCGUGGUUCCAAACGGCCCAAACUCAAGAGGCGGUACCCCAAGCUCAAGUCCCGUGGUUCCAAGGGGCCAAUUCCCAAGGCGCGGCUCCCGCACCCCAAAACUCGUUCUUCCAAGUGGCCCAAAACCAACCCGACUCAUGGUUCCAAGGGCUCCCCAAACCCUAGAGUGGCUCCAAGGGGCCCAUUACCAACCAGAGGUUCCCGAAACCCAAGAUGCGUGGCUCCACGUAUGCCAUAACCAACCCAUCCCCGAACCCUAGUCAAGUGAUCCAAACCCAAUCCAAGGGGUCGUGAGAAUACUAAUGUUAUAAAUUAACUAAUGUGUAUAGUAGUAUUAUGGUUUAUUAAAUAACAAAAUUUCCCA
This is a messenger RNA of Drosophila subpulchrella, 987 nucleotides long. RefSeq lists its product as uncharacterized. NCBI's taxonomy places the organism in Eukaryota, Metazoa, Arthropoda, Insecta, Diptera, Drosophilidae. Bases 138 to 788 code for a protein of 216 amino acids. The record is from RefSeq and is a predicted model, not a curated record. The transcript is spliced from 3 exons.